Molecule: messenger RNA, 1252 nt
Organism: Andrographis paniculata
Lineage: Eukaryota; Viridiplantae; Streptophyta; Magnoliopsida; Lamiales; Acanthaceae
Exons: 6
Coding region: 187-1005 (272 amino acids)
Biological process (GO): protein retention in ER lumen
Cellular component (GO): membrane
Molecular function (GO): ER lumen protein retrieval receptor activity
Source: RefSeq, a predicted model, not a curated record
CGCAGAGACAUUUUUUAUUCUCACCACACCUUCCUCUGCAAAUCUCUCUCUCUCACUGUGUGUGCCCCUUCUCUUCUCGCAAACCCUUUUCCGCUCGGACACAGUAUAUCACGAAAUCCAAGUAAAUUACACGAGCUAUAUUUUUGAUCGGAAACGAGCUAUAUUUGAUUGGAUUAGGUGUAGGGUAUGGGGCUACCGAGGAGGCCAAUCCAGGCGGUAUCCACAUGGAUGCGGCGGCAACCGCCCAAGGUGAAGGCCUUUCUGGCGGUGAUUGGUGGCAUGAUGGCGCUUGUUCUCCUCCGCGCAAUUGUUUAUGAUCACGAUAAUCUGUUUAUUGCAGCCGAGGCUGUUCACGCCAUCGGGAUUUCCGUUCUUAUCUACAAAUUGAUGAAGGAGAGGACUUGUGCCGGGCUGUCACUCAAAUCGCAAGAGCUAACAGCUCUGUUUUUGGCGGUGAGACUGUAUUGUAGCUUUGUCAUGGAAUAUGAUAUCCACACUUUGCUUGACAUGGCUACACUUGUCACGACGUUGUGGGUUAUUUAUAUGAUCCGAUUCAAUCUGAAAUCAAGCUACAUGGAGGAUAAAGACAACUUGCCUUUGUACUACGUUGCAGCUCCUUGUCUUGUUUUGGCUUUACUAAUUCACCCAACCACGACACAUCAUGUAAUCAACAGGAUCUCCUGGGCAUUCUGUGUUUACCUGGAAGCAGUCUCUGUGCUACCUCAAUUACGCGUCAUGCAGAACACAAAGAUUGUUGAACCAUUUACAGCUCAUUAUGUAUUUGCAUUGGGUGUUGCAAGGUUUUUGAGCUGUGCUCACUGGGUUCUUCAGGUUGUGGACACUCGGGGUCGCCUCCUUGUGGCAUUGGGCUAUGGACUAUGGCCGUCAAUGGUUCUUUUAUGCGAAAUAAUUCAGACUUUUAUUCUGGCAGACUUUUGCUAUUACUAUGUUAAAAGUGUGUUCGGGGGACAACUUGUGAUGCGCCUUCCAUCCGGCGUCGUGUAAUACAUGUUCAUUAAGCUUAUUAGUCUUGGUUUUGGUAUACAUACAUGCAGACCACUCCAGCCUCCUGCGAUCAUUUGGUUGUGGGGGACUUGGUGUUCAGUUCAGUAAAUACCGAAUGCUUGAAUCAUUCUGAAGUUUCUUGUAACUCCUUAACUGUAUUUUGGAUCUACUGUUUGUUUGGGAUAGAUGUUAUUAUAUAUCUGUAAUCCAUUUCAAUGCGGAAUCAAAUGUGUUUAUGGUUAUUUCA